Messenger RNA from Fonsecaea erecta, 1323 nucleotides. Its product is annotated as elongation factor Tu, mitochondrial. Gene Ontology annotation, molecular function: GTP binding; GTPase activity; translation elongation factor activity. The transcript has 4 exons. Gene Ontology annotation, cellular component: mitochondrion. The record is from RefSeq and is a predicted model, not a curated record. The coding region runs from base 1 to 1323 and encodes 440 amino acids. NCBI's taxonomy places the organism in Eukaryota, Fungi, Ascomycota, Eurotiomycetes, Chaetothyriales, Herpotrichiellaceae. Gene Ontology annotation, biological process: mitochondrial translational elongation.
AUGGCCUUCUAUCGCUCGGUUGUUUCUCUCCUGCGCACGUCCCGGCACGUUGUAUCCCCCGCUCGAGGUGUCAAUCCCGUCAACAGAGUCUUCGGCCAUGACAGAUUCGCCGCCCGAGCAUAUGCCACCGUUUUCGAGCGGACGAAGCCCCAUGUGAAUGUUGGUACAAUCGGUCACGUCGAUCAUGGAAAGACCACCCUUACAGCAGCAAUCACGAAAAGGCAGGCAGACAAGGGCAUGGCGCAGUUUCUCGACUAUGGCAAGAUUGAUAAAGCUCCGGAAGAGCGGAAACGUGGUAUCACCAUCGCCACUGCGCACAUCGAAUACGAGACCAGCAACCGGCACUAUUCCCACGUCGACUGUCCUGGUCACGCUGAUUACAUCAAGAACAUGAUCACAGGUGCUGCCCUGAUGGAUGGCGCUGUCGUGGUGGUUGCCGCUGGUGAUGGUCAGAUGCCUCAAACACGAGAGCAUCUCCUGUUAGCCCGUCAGGUCGGUGUCCAAAAGCUGGUUGUUUUCGUCAACAAGGUCGACACCGUCGAGGACCCUGAAAUGUUGGAACUUGUCGAAAUGGAAAUGCGCGAGCUCCUGUCCUCAUAUGGCUUCGAUGGAGACAACACCCCCAUAAUCUUUGGUUCUGCCCUCUGCGCUCUUGAAGGUACCCGACCCGAGAUCGGGGUCGAAAAGAUCGAUGCUCUGCUGGAGGCUGUUGAUACCUGGAUCCCAACCCCUGUCCGCGACACUGAGAAGCCCUUCCUCAUGUCAGUCGAAGAAGUCUUCUCCAUUGCAGGACGAGGCACUGUCGCCUCUGGCCGCGUUCUGCGGGGCAUUUUGAAGAAGGACAGUGAAGUGGAGAUCGUGGGUGGUCGUGAAGAGGUCAUCAAAACCAAGGUCACAGAUAUCGAGACAUUCAAGAAGUCCUGCGACGAGUCGAGAGCUGGCGACAACUCGGGUCUUCUCCUCCGCGGUGUCAAGCGGGAGGAUGUCAAGCGUGGAAUGGUGGUUGCCGUUCCGGGUACUGCCAAGGCACAUCAAGAAGCGCUUGUGUCGCUCUACAUUCUGACAGAAGAGGAAGGAGGGAGAAAAUCAGGCUUCACUGAGAAUUACAAACCACAAGUCUACAUCCGGACCGCCGACGAGGCCGCACAACUCAAGUUCCCAGAGGGGACCGAAGAUCCGUCCAAGAUGGUCAUGCCCGGCGACAACCUGGAGAUGGUCCUGAAGACCCACCACCCGGUGGUUAUGGAGGCUGGUGAGCGAUUCAACAUGCGAGAGGGUGGGCGAACGGUCGCCACUGGCCUUAUCACCAGAAUCCUGAAAUAG